CUCCGCGCCGGCCGCACGUAGCGGAGCACCGCAGCCGACCUUCAAGCCGUGCGAACGAGACGUCUAUACCCAGCUGGUCCAGCAGAGGAUGUGAAGUGGUGUAGCGCACGCAGCACAUGCGACGCGACUCAGCAUGGCGGCCCGCAGAUAGUCCCAGGUGUUGAGUGUGGGAGCGCUGCGGGCGGCCGGCGGCAUGCGCGUGCUGCUCCCGGCACUGGCGGCGCUGCUGGCGCGCGCGCUGGCCUCGCCCCACGAGCACCGCGCGCGGCACCACGCGCCCGACCACGCCGCGCCCUACCACGGCCACGGGGAAGCCGUCCGAUACAACCCCGAGCUCGACACCAUCCUGCCGCGCCUCGAGCCCGAGACCUCGUCCAAGAGGGCGCGCUUCGAGGAGGAGACCUCCUCCAGGAGAGCCGAGGAGAAGCUCUCCAACCAUGACCGCGAGGAGCUCGCGGCCGAUCAGCCGCAAAUGGGCCCCGAGGCCGACGAUCCCCUCGUGGUGCGUACGCGCAAGGGCAGAGUGAAAGGAAUCACCCUCACCGCAGCGACGGGGAAGCAGGUCGAUGCGUGGUUCGGGAUCCCGUACGCCCAGAAACCGUUAGGAGACUUAAGAUUUAGACACCCCAGACCGGUCGAGAGCUGGGGCGAUGAGAUUUUGAAUGCGACGACGUUGCCGCACUCGUGCGUUCAGAUCAUAGAUACCGUGUUCGGUGACUUCCCCGGCGCGAUGAUGUGGAACCCGAACACGGACAUGCAGGAGGACUGUCUGUAUAUAAACAUCGUCACGCCCAAACCCCGUCCGACCAAUGCAGCCGUCAUGUUAUGGGUUUUCGGCGGCGGGUUCUACUCAGGUACUGCCACGUUGGACGUGUACGAUCCGAAGAUACUCGUAUCCGAGGAGAAUAUCGUGUACGUGUCCAUGCAGUAUAGAGUCGCCUCACUUGGUUUCCUAUUUUUUGAUACUCCCGACGUUCCCGGAAACGCCGGAAUGUUCGAUCAGCUGAUGGCUCUGCAGUGGGUGAAAGAUAACAUUGCCUACUUCGGUGGCAACCCUCAUAACAUAACCUUAUUUGGUGAGUCGGCCGGUGCAGUGUCGGUAUCCCUGCAUCUGCUGUCUCCACUUUCACGUAAUUUGUUUUCACAAGCCAUUAUGCAAUCCGGUGCCGCUACCGUACCUUGGGCUAUAAUCACAAGGGAAGAAAGUAUUUUACGUGGAAUGCGUUUGGCGGAGGCCGUACAUUGUCCGAGUUCGAGGACCGAUAUGGGCCCUAUGAUCGAAUGUUUGAGGAAAAAGAGCGCCGACGAGCUAGUAAAUAAUGAGUGGGGCACUUUAGGUAUUUGCGAGUUUCCAUUCGUUCCGAUCAUCGAUGGAUCCUUCUUAGAUGAGAUGCCGAGGCGAUCGUUGGCCCAUCAGAACUUUAAGAAGACUAACAUCCUCAUGGGUUCUAAUACGGAGGAGGGCUACUACUUUAUCCUCUAUUAUCUCACCGAACUGUUCCCUAAAGAGGAGAACGUUGGAAUCACGCGAGAGCAGUAUCUUCAGGCGGUGAGAGAACUGAACCCGUACGUUAACGAUAUUGCGAGACAAGCUAUCGUUUACGAGUACACCGAUUGGUUGAACCCCGAAGAUCCCGUGAAGAAUCGAAACGCUUUGGACAAAAUGGUGGGGGAUUACCAUUUUACGUGCGGCGUCAACGAAUUCUCCCAUCGGUACGCCGAAACCGGUAACAACGUGUACACGUACUACUACAAGCAUCGCAGCAAAAAUAAUCCCUGGCCGUCGUGGACGGGGGUGAUGCAUGCCGAUGAAAUCAAUUAUGUCUUCGGGGAGCCCCUCAAUCCGGGAAAGAAUUAUUCGCCUGAAGAAAUCGAGUUCAGCAGACGAUUGAUGCGUUAUUGGGCCAACUUCGCUAGAUCUGGGAAUCCGUCGAUGAACGCGAACGGGGAGAUGACGAAGGUGCACUGGCCGGUGCACACCGCGUUCGGCCGCGAGUACCUCACACUCGCCGUCAACUCCAGCUCCGUGGGCCACGGGUUUCGCGUCAAACAGUGUGCCUUCUGGCAGAAAUACUUACCUCAACUCAUGGCUGCCACUAGUAAACCAGAACCUCCAAAGAACUGUACCAAUGUCGGCAUUUCUUUGCGGCCUUCGUAUGUAAAACUGUCUGUUAGUGUUACUCUAAUCGCUGGUUUAGAAAUAAUUAUGUUUAAAUAUAAUUGAGAUAUUAUAAGAAUAUAUUAUAUGGGUAACUCUAUAAUGUUUUCGUUCGUUGGCUUAUCUAUGUUAUUGUAUAAGAUUUCGGGACGUCAACGACCUCCUUGCGCUUAAAUAUCGCUUUUGAUUUAACUAUAAGAUCUACGCCAUUAUUUUGCUUAGUUCGAUCGAAUAUGUCCAUUAGAUCGGUAUAAUACAGCGAAUGUGUGGUCUGAUAUGUUCUGUCAAAUGUAUUAUUUUUAUAUGUAACGUUAAAGUGACGCUUUAGUUCUAAGAAACGUUUGAUGUUAUAUUGCUGUAAGUUAUGUACAAUAAUAUAAUUUGUUACGCACCCUCCGUUUUUUUAUUGUACUUUACUUGAUGUUAUAAGAGUGAUGCCUCUAUCUACAUAUCACUUGUUAAGAGAUUAUAGAACUAUGUAGUACUAAUUCUGUCGUAGCUGUAAGCCUCUACAUAUCUUUCGAAGUAGGUAAGGCAAUGUUCGGUGAAUGUAAAGGGAGUGAAAUAGAGUUGGGUACUGUGGUUGGGUAGAAUAUGCGUGGGAUAGAGAGUUGCUCCCCUUGUAUUUUGCUGCGGUAAGUUCAAAAGAGUUAUACUGAACAUGCACUUGAUUUUUUGACAGCGAAGUUCGAAAUGCAAAAUAGAAUUUGACAAACGUCAUCGCCGUGAGUUUUUCCUGCGAUGCCUUUUUUUUUAGCCUAUGCUGUUCCACUGCUGGGCAAAGGUCUCCUCCAAGGUCUUCCAUUGUGCUCGCUCUUGUGCCACCGCUGGCCAGCCUGGCUGGUAUGCUUCCAGCUCAUCGCGCCAUCUUUUUCUAGGCCGGCCGCGGCGGCGGUGUCCAUCUUUCGGUACCCACUCUGUUGAGCGGGUACCUUAUGUCAAAUUUUUUGUUUGGUUUUCGAGCUUCGUUAACCAAGUUUUCGAACGACCUGCUGCGAAAACUCAACACCACUCUGCUUCAAGCAGGUUUUGAAACACUUGCAGCCGUAUACGGGAACAUGUAAUAAUAACCUGACUUUAAUUUAUCUUUGUUAUUGUAUCGGAUCGAGAGGAUUGGAAAACUUUGGGGGAGGCCAGUGGGACAGCACAGGCUCUUUAAAAAAUGUAGAGUUUGAUAGAAAAUGAGCAGAGUUUAUAUCAACAUCUUCAUGAAAUAAAACUCUUGCGCCUAUCACAGAUCGUACCCGGGGAGUAAAAGUCGUGUGGCGCCUCUACUGCAAAACAUAUCACGCAUAGAUGUGUAUGUUGUAGCCUUAGCGUAAGUAGGUGUAAGCUAGAUCACUCCAUAACUCUGUAGUGGACCAAUAUUAGAAAGUUGUACGACGGGCGACGGAACAUUGGGCUACGAGACAGUUUCAAAUUAUUUCAGUAUAUUAGGAGGUAAAUUAGACUAUAAUCCUUUCGGCGGUCAUCUGGAAUGUAUAGUUAUUAGACUUAGAGUAUUAGGUAUUAGAAGGUAGAAUCAAAAGUUCAGCUUUCGAAUAUUGGUAAUUCAUAAUUUGUGGUUCAAAAUACAUUAGUACAAUAUUGUAAUUUUAAUGUUAUUCGCGUUUUCUUUAGCUAAAAUCAUUUGUAAAUAGAUGUUAGAGGUAGGUUCUGCGGCCCUAUUGUUUGGGCGCGCCUCGGCACAGUCCGCUAGUCGAGGUGAGCUGAUCGUUGUACUCGUUAGCACUUCUGUGAGGCAUUGUACCUGAUAGUGAAGUUUGACUUCUGACGACGAGUGACUGCGAGUACAGUGAUGCGAUUAAACGCUUUUGUUAUAUUUAAUUGUAAUUAAAUGUAUUGUCGUUGUAAGAGUGUCGUUGACGGUAUGUCCAUCGAUUUUUGACAUUUCAACUGUCAUUGUCGUUGCGCUCGUGCUAAAAUUUUACGAUAGAUUAUUAUUAUUAUUGCUGCGACUAGCUUUUGUAAAAUUGUAUCAUCCAUUGUAAAAUUAGCAUAAUUGCAACAUUGACAGUUGAAAUGUCAAUGCAUGGGCGUACCGUCAAUGCACACCGUAAGCCAUGAGCUGUGUUCUGGUGUGCGAUUCCUACAGUCAUCAGGACACGGUUGCGGUCGUGGCAUGUAAGGCCGUUGUCAUACUAGCAGUUGGCGAGCGACCUCAGGGUAGAGCGUGCACGAAGCGUAUACGUCGUGUAAUCGCCACGACUGCGUACCGUGGACGUCGCGGACACGCAAAGUUUUCAUCGCGAGUUGCAGCGAGUUAUCAAAACAUAGAACGCUGCUAUCUCAUACCGCGACGCAUCUGCGGCGUAUUCGCUGCACGCUCGCGGCUCAUUCGCUGCGUGCCCGUCCUGUCCUUAAGCCGCUCGCCAGCCGCUCGCCAGCCGCUAAUAUAAUAAGGCCCCUAGAUAAGUUUAUGUUUUACUUCAAUAUUUCCUGAGUACGCUUGUAACCCGCGUAUAUAUACCUAUAGAGUGCCUCUUGUUCACUUUUAUAUAUCAACUAGCGGUAUCCGUAGAUGUAGGGUUAUAUAUAAUUGCACGUUAUUUUUUUAUUAUAAAAGGAGCGACCUGCGUAGUGCCAAAGCAAAUCGAUCACGAUAAAAAGUUUUUACAAUCAUAGCAAAGAUUUGUAAAUAUCUGAUUGUUUUAUCAUAAUUUGUUGUUGUAUUAUUUCACGUGUUUUAGGUUAUGUUAUGUAAUUUUGGCAAGAUAUAAAUAUAUACAGAAGAGAACAAAUAAAAUUACACACAGAAUACAGAUGCAAAUUUUAAGCGUCCGACGUUACUUAUGCAUACUUUUGUUCCCAGUUGUUCUGAAUUGACGCUUAUGUGUGCGUGCGCUUAUUCCGGCACUCUAGCUGCUCUACUGUGUACAUUUAUAUUGUGCUUUUAAUAUGAAUACAACGUAAAUGCUGAAAAGACAAUAAGCUCGACUUGAUUUGCGCGAGAAGGACUUUUCGUUAGUUGACUUUUGCAACAUUAAAAUAAUUAAUAGUAAUAGUCGAUAUCUAUAUUAUCAUAUUCUUUAUCUUUAAGUUUUGCAGGUGCGUUACAUGUUUUGAUAAUAAUCACCAAGUAAACUUGUUCGCAAAUCGCAAUCACAAUUCGCAAAAGUGCAAUGAUUGUAAAAUUUUACUUUGUAUAUAUAAAUAUUGAAUGAGAUGUCAUAAUCAUUGUGUGGAUGUAUACAAUGUUGUCUAACAUAAUAUUUCCUAUUAAAUAAUUAUUACUCAAUUUUUUUCGUUUAUCGUAAAAUUAUAGACACGCCUAGAGACUCAUUUCUAAGGAUUGAGUAACCUUUUGAUCUUACUUUUUAGAUAUGCUAUAAAUUAGUAUUUUAUAAGAAAAACAAUAUGGAAACAGUGAUAAGUCGCACGGACGCUCCCAGAGCGUUUUGUGAUUACUUAUUCAAUAAAAAAAUUGGCAGCAAAUGUAUAGAGUUUAUGUAAAUAUACUAUUAUUUAAUAUUGAUAUGACUUAGGCGAUUUUGUACAUCCAUACAUCAUACAAUUUUUGAUUAGUACCGGAUUGGGGCAGGGGUCGGCAAUCUGUGGCUUGCCAGCGCCUAUCUGCAACUACAACUCUUUAUGUCAGCAAGUAAUUAAUACCAAGUAUAGCCCCCAUAUACAGGGAGGCCGAUAA
Messenger RNA from Aricia agestis (brown argus), 5804 nucleotides. It is a transcript of the gene ace1, whose product is annotated as acetylcholinesterase-like. Gene Ontology annotation, biological process: acetylcholine catabolic process; choline metabolic process. The record is from RefSeq and is a predicted model, not a curated record. The transcript has 5 exons. Gene Ontology annotation, cellular component: plasma membrane. Bases 194 to 2224 code for a protein of 676 amino acids. Gene Ontology annotation, molecular function: acetylcholinesterase activity. NCBI's taxonomy places the organism in Eukaryota, Metazoa, Arthropoda, Insecta, Lepidoptera, Lycaenidae.